AUGACUACUGAAAUCAAAGAGUACAAUUAUGAUAGACUGCUAGACCUCACGGCAAGCUAUAACCGGCGGAUCCAAAACGACAAAUUUUCUCGUCUACCCUUCUUGGACAAUGCCACCGGGAUUGCACAGCGACCAUGCCAUCUUUACCGACAUAGUCAGGAACGUGCGACAGGUACAGGUUUCUCACAAAAGUUUAUCAGUAUCCUGCGCAUCGCUGGAAAAAGUCCAAGCGGCCGUAUUCUCAAGCCCCGGUCGUCUGUCACUCUGACUUGUGGAAUGGAACCGCCAAAUGUAAUUGGUCAUCUUAUUCUCAUCAUUUCUCCCGUAGUAACUCACGUGGCUACGGAUACGAGCUUGAAAGAAAUCGAGGACGAGGACAGUCGGAGUACAUGGGCUGCAGGACCUGAUUACGAUAUAGAUUCUGACGCUAGUGAUUUCUUAGACGAAACCUAUGGCAGCCGGAGGCGGCGAAAAAAACUUCGGUCGGCGCGAAUCAAUCGGUCAUUCAGUCAAGGGGUAGGCGGUCGUCGGCGUGCUCAAGCCUUUUCUGGUUAUCGUGAGUACGACGAAGACUCAAACGACCGCCCGAUUUCCGCACCCACGUUUGUGUGUGAGAUCUGUGGCGUCCGGUACCGGUCGCGGACUGGCCUCAAUUACCACUUCAAUUCACAGCAUCCCCAAGCUACCCGGACCGGUAGUGGUCGUGUUGUUCCUUUGUCCGAUCUCACUGUCCAAAGUCAGACCCCGCAUUCAAAUGUGCACAAUCAUUCUAAUGGUCCAUUUACCACUUCCUCUGGUCUCAGUAGUUCAGUUGCGGCCUCCGAUACCCACCUGAGAACCAGUACGGGAGUCCUAGCUUCAUUGAUCGAAGGCGUUGGUUUACCAGCAACGCCAUCUUCCACACGUCCCAAGCGACUCGCCUCCGAGCGGGGCAGCUCAAUCGUAGAGGCUGGCGGCGGAAAAUGGUCUACAUCAAACACGUCGGAUACGGAGUACGCUUGCGACUUUUGUCUGGGUGAUGCACGACUAAACAAAAAAACAGGUCAACCCGAGGAUAUGCUUCGUUGCUCCGACUGCGGUAGAUGUGCCCACUUCACCUGUCUACAGUUCACCGCAAACAUGGUUUCAUCUGUUCGAACCUAUCGAUGGCAGUGCAUCGAGUGCAAGACAUGUUGGUUGUGUGGGACCUCAGAAAAUGACGAACAAAUGCUUUUCUGCGAUGAUUGUGAUCGUGGCUACCACAUGUAUUGUCUCACUCCUCCCUUGUCCGAGCCUCCCGAGGGCAGUUGGAGUUGCAAGCUGUGCGUCGAUCACUUCAGGGAUGCGGCUGCUUCCUACCAGAAUCCUGGCUUGGCCACGAGCUCUAAACCAGAGGAUGGUAUUAAUCGUUCACCUUCAAAACCCGUUGGUCAUUCUGGUGACAAGUAUUCUAUGCUUCCGCUGAUCUCCGUGGCCAAUAACAAGGGAGUGACCAUCUCGAAUAAACAAGAAUGUCUCAACCGUUGGGCCGAAUACUUUGAACAACAAUUGUCAUGGCCACCAGCUGGCACCCAUCUGGAACCCACAGGUGACGUAGAAACUUGGACGGUGGACGUGGAACUACCUACGGCCUCGGAGGUCUACGACUGCAUAUGUCUUCUUAAGCGCCACCCAGCCUCUGGUCCGGAUGCCUCCCACCUGCAUUGUUCAAAGAUGAGGAUGGAGUCCUCAGUCAGCGCUUGUCUGAUCUGUUUGCUUGCAUUUGAGAAAAAGAAUCUGUCCCAGACAACUGGGGGGGAGUCGGUGAUAGUGCCCACUUUCAAAAAUGGGGCUCGUAGUGUGUGGCAACCACAGAGGAUCAGCUUGACCCCGGUCGUGGCGAGUCUGUUGGCGUCACUUGUACUUCGUCGUCUUACGGUGGCUCGUAAGACACUGACUCGAGAGCAGCCAGCGGGAUUCCGGCCUUGUAGGGGUUUCGUUUACCGAAUCUUCAUUCUUCGUGGUAGAACACGCCAUGCGUAUAAGCGACCCACAAUUCUAGUAUUCCUGGAUUUCCAAGGGGUAUUUGACUCGGUUGACCGGUCUGUUCUGCUCGACACGCUUGCCCACCAAGGAAUGCCCUGGAAACGUGUGAGAGUAUACGGCCAGCUCUCCAGAAGCUUCCGUACAUUAAGUGGUGUCUAUCAGGAAUACCCACUCUCCCAAUUCCUGUUUAACUUUAUGGUCGAUGAAAUCCUGAGACUAUCGCUGGAAGCCUGUGACGAAAACCUUGUCUAUCUGAAAUAUGCAGAUGACAUCGUUCUCAUAUUCGUAGAUGAGGAGGGGGCGCAAGAGUUAUUGGAUGAACUGACCAAAGUCAUACCCACAAAGUGUAAGGUCAUGCUCCUGGACAUGCAGUCACGGAAUAGGCCACUUGCAAUCCAGGGAAUCACUAAUAUUUGUAGGGCGUUUUACGUAUCUUGGAAGUUGUAUUGGUCCUGA
Opisthorchis viverrini is the source of this 2460-nucleotide messenger RNA. RefSeq lists its product as hypothetical. Gene Ontology annotation, cellular component: nBAF complex. Gene Ontology annotation, biological process: nervous system development. The transcript is spliced from 10 exons. Lineage: Eukaryota; Metazoa; Platyhelminthes; Trematoda; Opisthorchiida; Opisthorchiidae. The record is from RefSeq and is a predicted model, not a curated record. Bases 1 to 2460 code for a protein of 819 amino acids.